AUGUCAUCUGUUUGGAAUUUACUUAAUCCAAUUAGAAAUGGUGCAACAGGCUUAAAAUUAUUGAGCUCUGGCCGUGAAUUAUUCGGAACAGUUAUAUAGCACGGAAAGAUGGAUAAGACUGUCACUGUUAAGGUUGAUUACAGAUAUUGGUAUCCUAAAACAAAAGAAUUUAAAUCAAAAACCAGCAAAUAUCAAGUUCAUGAUUCUGAAAACUUUUGCGUUACUGGAGAUAAGGUUGUCAUUAAGUCAAUGUUACCAAUUUCAACAAUGAAACACUAUUAUGUUAGAAAUAUUGUAAAGCCAUUCCCUAGAGAUACUUAUUAUAAAGAAGGCCAAGAAAAGAAAGAAAUGAGUGAAUAACUUAAGAAGGAAUAUUAAAGACUUUAUCAAGAAUUUUAUGAAAGAGAAUAACAAAGAACUGAAAUUAAGAAUAAAAAGGACGAAGUCACUUUAAAAUCUGCUCUUAAAGCAAAGGCUUUAACUCGUGCUAUGGCAAACUUAAGAAAAGUUGAAUCAACAUAAAAGAAGAAAGAUAAAGUUAGAUCUAAAUCUGAAUCUAGAAGAGAGCAAAAGUCAUUAUCUGAAGCUAUAGACUCUAAGCUUUCCAAAGAAAUUUGA
Messenger RNA from Tetrahymena thermophila SB210, 618 nucleotides. RefSeq names its product 30S ribosomal protein S17. Gene Ontology annotation, molecular function: structural constituent of ribosome. Gene Ontology annotation, cellular component: mitochondrion; ribosome. The record is from RefSeq and is a predicted model, not a curated record. Gene Ontology annotation, biological process: translation. NCBI's taxonomy places the organism in Eukaryota, Ciliophora, Oligohymenophorea, Hymenostomatida, Tetrahymenidae. The transcript is spliced from 2 exons.